GCCUCCAGUAGGUUUUCUUCUGAGCCCAGAAGAUGUGCGAUAAAAUCAGAGUGAGCAUUUACGAUCGAAGAGGGGUGGAGGGUUGGGAAUGAAAAGCAGUGCCGGGAGGCACUCCAGAGCAGCUUGGCAUGUUCUUUGGCGACACGAUCAUGGCACUGGAGAAGGUUUGUCGUCUUCUCCGGAGGGUGCUUGCAGCCUUUCAUGCCCUUUCUUCGAGUGCCACAUUCUCUUGGCUUGUAAUAUGCUCGUUGGACGCAUCCCCCUCGUUCUCUUCGCAGCCCAGCCUUUCCAAAUCUCUGCGCAUUCGCGACGCACCAUCCAGGCCCCCAAAAUGUUUGGACUCAUCGCAUUUUCCAAUUCGUCGAGGGCAUAAUGCGAGCUUCGUCGGGCGAUAGGUGGCUAGCAAAGAGCAGAGAAAAGCGCCCCUGCCUCGCGUCUCCAGCCUCCACAUCCCACGGCUUUUGUCUGCUCGCUUCGAGCUUCGUGAACUUCGAAGCCUCGAUCUUGCGUAUGACGAAGCCGGGCCGAAAUGGGCGGGUAGGUGGUGGGUGCUGGCUGAUUCAGGGCCAGAGUGGAAGAUCCUGGGCGUGUCAUCUUAUGCAACCGAAGACCGCACUCCGAUGAGCCAGUUUUGUUUGUUGCUCGCCUCCGCUUCAAUUUCUUGCAUUCUGCUGCAUUGCCAAUGUCAUUCGAGGCCUACCAAUCUACGCUAGCCUCGCCUCCCCAUCCACGUCUUCGCGUGCCAUUCCCAAUACUCGUACGUGUACUGCACGUGGUUUUCGAUGGCCACCUUUGCAGAAUCCCCUCCAUGCUUGAAACCGCCGCCCUCGCAAAUCCCAGAGUGCCGGUAUGGGAACUCGAGGUGCUAAGCAAUGACUUCUUUCCGUUCUGUCACCGUGUGCAAGCAAUGGCCCGCAUGCAUGGUGGCUGGAGGAGGGCGGGCGUGCGAACUACUGCUUCUGCAUUCUCUCCACUCGAGCUUUUAGGGCUCCGCAAGUGGACAUCAUGAAGAAUGAAUGAGGGGAGUGACAUGGAUGUAUGUCAGUCUAGCCAGUCAGUCCUCGAAAUUGCAACAUCCAGCAGGACUUGGACCUCGACCUGGACAUGGGAGCACAGUAAUUAAAAUGACUAAACGCAACAAAUUGAAAGAGUUGGAUUGCACCUCAACCUGAAUUGGCAUUGCAAAUCUUAGUUUCCAGACCUUUUGGUAAAAGAGAUGAGACCAGAGUUCUUCACGGAGAAGGAAAGUAAAAGAGUCCAGUCAAAGGCAGAUCGGCGGCAAUAACCUCACAUUUCCAACAUUGAGAAUCUCAUGAUUGAGAUGGAAAAGAGGCUGUGGGCCAAAUAAGCAUAUGUCCUCAUUACACUCGAUCCGAAUAUGGAGCAUAGACCUGUGCCAUAAUUUGUGCAUACUCUCUUUCUCCAUAUGCAUGCACACACACAUUCCUUCUCUUCAUAGACAUUCCUCCUGAACUAUUUGAUGAAUCUGCCCAUUUAAGGGACAUGUAUGAGGAAUUGAGUGAGGAAAGACGGAAAGACGUUGGCUUUAUAGCCUUCAUCUUUCGC
Molecule: messenger RNA, 1566 nt
Organism: Marchantia polymorpha subsp. ruderalis
Lineage: Eukaryota; Viridiplantae; Streptophyta; Marchantiopsida; Marchantiales; Marchantiaceae
Source: the annotation of a GenBank genome assembly